Messenger RNA from Loxodonta africana (African savanna elephant), 3734 nucleotides. Its product is annotated as olfactory receptor 4M1. The coding region runs from base 2224 to 3165 and encodes 313 amino acids. The transcript has a single exon. Lineage: Eukaryota; Metazoa; Chordata; Mammalia; Proboscidea; Elephantidae. Gene Ontology annotation, cellular component: plasma membrane. Gene Ontology annotation, molecular function: olfactory receptor activity; G protein-coupled receptor activity. The record is from RefSeq and is a predicted model, not a curated record. Gene Ontology annotation, biological process: G protein-coupled receptor signaling pathway.
AUUAGGAAAAAAAAAAAAAAGGAAAGCUAAAUUAAAAAAACUGGCAUAUGGAACUCAAAUUCCAGCUGACUUGUAUGAGAAUAACAAUAUGUAACCUAACACCAAAUCCAGCCUGUUACGUCUCUUAAAUAUUUCUAAACAGACUAUUCAUUUCUCUAGUUAUUGCUAUAUUUUUAAUACAACCCAUCAUUAUCUUAUUCCUGCAAACCUGUCCCACUCCAAUUUAUUUUCCACGUAACAACCAGAGUGAUAUUUCUAAACUACAAAUCUUGUUAAGCUACUCCUCUGAAUUUUAUUCUAAAAUAUUGGAAGCUGUGAAAUCCAGUUUUCUUAUUGUGAGCUGAAUUACUUUGUGUUUGGCUAUCUCUUGGUUCUAUGCUUGUGCUGCUGUCAAUCUCAGUUCCUCUAACAGUUUCUAAAGCUCUUUCCUGCCACAGGGCCUUUGCUUUUGCUGUUCUCUAUUAAAAUGACUGUCAGUUCAGUAUGUUGUUGUUGGAGUUGGCUCUGACUCAUAGUAAACUUAUGUCACAGUAGGUAGAACGAAACAUUGGCCAGUCCUACAUUAUCCUCGCAAUACUAAAACAAGUCAAAUCCAUUGCCAUCAAGUUGAUUCUGACUCAUAGUGACCCUAUAGGACAGAGUAGAACUUCCCCAUAGAACUUCUUAGGCUGUAAAUCUUUACUGAAGCGGACUUCCACAUCUUUCUCCUGUGGAGCGGCUGGUGGGUUCAAACCACUGACCUUUAGGUUAGCAGCUGAACUUUUAACAGCUGCACCACCAGGGCUCCUUCUCACAACAGUAGGCAUGUUUAAACCCAUUAUUGCAGCCACUGUGUCAAUCCAUCUUGUUGAGAUUCUUCCCCUUUCUCAUUCACCCUCUACUUUACUGAGCAUGAUGUCCUUCUGCAGGGAUUGGUCCAUCCUGAUAACAUGUCCAAAGUACAUGAGACAAAGGUUCUCCAUCGUUGCUUCUAAGGAACUUUCUGGCUGUACUUCCUCCAAGACAAAUUUGCUUGUUCUUUUGGCAGACCACGGUGUAGUCAAUAUUCUUCACCAACACCAUAAUUCAAAUGUGUCAACCCUUCUUCAACCUUCCGUUUUCAUUGUCUCCACUAAAUGGCAACAAGUUUGGUUUUUUGGUUUGGAAGUGAUUAAAAACACCAUGGCUUGGGUCAGGCACAUGUUAGUUCUCAAAGUGACAUCUUUGCUUUUCAAGAUUUUCAAGAGAUCUUUUGCACCAGCUUUGCCUAAUGAAAUACAUUGUUUGAUUUCUUGACUGCUGCUCCCGUGGGCAUUGAUUGUUGAUGCAAGUAAAAUGAAAUCCUUGACAACUUCAAUAUUUUCUCUGUUUAUCAUGAUACUGCCUGUUCAGUUGUGAGGAUUUUUAUUUUCUUUAUGUUGAGGUGUAGUUCAUAUUGAAGGCUGAGUCUUUGAUCUUCAUCAGUAAGUGCUUCAAGUCCACUUUCAGCAAGCAAGGUUGUGUCAUCUGAGUGGGGUUCAGUUCCCUGAUGGAAGCCAGAUCAGUAUACAAGGUAUUAGAUGACAGACCAAUUUUCCCAGUUGGCAAGACUUCCAAACAAAAAUGGUCUAGAGAGAACAGACUCUAUCUCAGAUUAUCAGUCUAAAAUUUGGUUAAACUUAAAAGUAACUGCACAUAUUUCUUACUAUGGCAGAUGUUUUGGGAAGGAUUAGUGCACUGCUGAGUUUCAUUAAAAAAAGAGAAUUUUAUAGCAUUAAGAAAUUGAGAUUUGGGUUUCAAAUAUGUGACACACUUCAUAUGGCUUCAGUGUUUCUAAUGUAUAGGAUCAUUACACUCUCUUCUGAGUUUAUCAAACAUAAAGUGGGGCAAUCAAAUGUACCCUAAAAAAAAAAAAAAAGCAAUCUCUUAAUGACUGAGAAUAUUUGAUGAUUUUGAAAGCAUUAAUAUAACUUUAGUUAAAUGCUAGUUCCCUGGGUGGUGCAAGCAGUUUGUGAUUGUCUAAUCUAAAUGUUGGUUGUUCUUCAAUUUCAUCCCACAGGGCCAGGGAAGAAAUGCUUGGCAAUCUACUUCUGUAAAUUUUAUGGCCAAGAAAACCCUAUGGAGCAGUUCUAUUUUGUAUCAUGUGGGGCCUCCAUGAGUUAGAAUCAACUAAAUGGUAACAGGUUGUUAUAUGCUACUUGGAGUAAUUAUUGCUUCUUUAUCUUUUUUUUAUAGCUAUUACUAUGAAAAAAGCAAAGUGAAGAAAUGGAACCUGCAAAUUACACCAGGGUGACAGAGUUUGUUCUCACUGGCCUAUCCCAGACUCGGGAGGUGCAACUGGUCCUAUUUGUUAUAUUUCUGUCCUUCUAUUUGUUCAUCCUUCCGGGGAAUGUCCUUAUCAUUUGCACCAUCAGACUUGACCCCCAUCUGACCUCACCCAUGUAUUUCCUAUUGGCUAAUCUGGCCUUCCUUGAUAUUUGGUACUCUUCCAUCACAGCCCCUAAAAUGCUAGUGGACUUCUUUGUAGAGAGGAAGAUAAUUUCCUUUGGAGGAUGCAUUGCACAGCUCUUCUUUUUGCACUUUGUUGGGGCCUCAGAGAUGUUCCUGCUCACGGUGGUGGCAUUUGACCGCUAUGCUGCUAUCUGCCGCCCCCUCCACUAUGCUACCAUCAUGAAUCGACAUCUCUGCUGUAUUCUGGUGGCUCUUUCCUGGAUGGGUGGCUUUGUCCAUUCUAUAAUACAGGUGGCUCUCAUUGUUCGACUUCCUUUCUGCGGGCCCAAUGAGUUAGACAGUUACUUCUGUGAUGUCACACAGGUUGUUCGAAUUGCCUGUGCCAACACUUUCCCAGAAGAACUAGUGAUGAUCUUCAGCAGUGGUCUGAUCUCUGUGGUGUGCUUCAUUGCUCUGCUAAUGUCCUAUGGCUUCCUUCUGUCCAUGCUCAAGAAACACUCAGGCUCAGGUGAGAGUACCAACAGGGCCAUGUCUACCUGCUAUUCCCACAUCACCAUUGUAGUGUUAAUGUUUGGGCCAUCCAUCUACAUUUAUGCUCGCCCAUUUGAUUCUUUUUCCUUAGAUAAAGUGGUGUCUGUGUUCCACAUGGUGAUAUUCCCUUUACUUAAUCCCAUCAUCUACACCUUGCGAAACAAGGAAGUAAAGACAGCCAUGAGGAAGCUGGUCAACAGAUACAUUUUAUGUAAAGAGAAGUGAAAGAUAAAUAGUAUAGUUUAUAACCCUCUUGAUUAUCAUCGUCCCAAAGUAGGAAACAUUUGCAGUAGUAAUAAUGCUGCUUUCACUACCUCCUUUCAUCAGAGGUCUUAAAAUAUCACUAUAUUAUUCCUAUAUUUGCUGAAAAAACAAAGACAUUAAAAUGCAAUUAAGUUUACUUGCACCCACUUUGAAAUUUCUGGCAGAUCAUUAUUAAACUUUCAGAUGUAACAAUAUGCCCUAAAACACACAUUUUCAGUAAUUGUUUAAGUAACUACCCUGGGAGAGGCUCUGUGAGAAGAGUGUGUGUUGAGAUAUAAUAAAAUAAAUAAGACAUAGGAGACAUGCCAACUAUAAAUAUGAAGUAAAUGAGCCAGCAUAUGAAUGUGACUAGCUUCAAGUGAUUAAAUUAAGUAUUGAUGUCAUGUCUCAAUCUUGUCCUAGUGGGAUGGUGUUUGGAGAACCUGGAAGAAUAGUUUAUCUAUUUUUUCUUUUAUCUCUUUCUCUUUUUAGAAUUAAUCAUGGAAAGUGAGGGCUCAUUUAUAUGAACAAUUUCAACCCUUAUUUUAGGU